AUGCCUCGAGAGGGCUCGCAGUCACCCUCUUCAGAUCGACCAAUAUCCCCAACCCGAGAGGAGAGAAGGCGCAGUCGGUCGCCGCGCCGAGAAGGAAACCGUCGUCGGCUGAAUGGAGGUUUCAAAUGGAAGGAAAAGCGGCGGACGGAUGAGGGAGAACAGAGUAGGAACAGAAAUGGUCGUUUAGACAGGGGCUACAAGGACCAUUACCGCGCUCGAUCACCUCAGCGGAAUCGAGACCAAGACGAUCCUGACCAGCAGUCAAAUAAGGAUACAGAGCUACCAUCAAAGGAGAAGAAGGAAAGGAAAGAGAAAAAACAGAAGAAGACGACAGCUAUACCAGCAGCAGGAGAAGCCAUGAUCAUCGUCAACGUCAACGAUCGGUUGGGUACAAAAGCUGCAAUUCCAUGUUACGCAUCAGAUCCGAUCAAACUCUUCAAGGCUCAAGUAGCAGCCAAGAUAGGGCGCGAACCUCACGAAAUACUGCUUAAGCGGCAGGGGGAGCGGCCUUUCAAGGAUCAGCUUACUUUGGAAGACUAUGGGGUAAGCAACGGAGUACAAUUGGAUCUGGAAGUGGAUACUGGCGAUUGA
Molecule: messenger RNA, 591 nt
Organism: Endocarpon pusillum Z07020
Lineage: Eukaryota; Fungi; Ascomycota; Eurotiomycetes; Verrucariales; Verrucariaceae
Exons: 3
Coding region: 1-591 (196 amino acids)
Biological process (GO): mRNA splicing, via spliceosome; protein modification process
Cellular component (GO): cytoplasm; nucleus
Molecular function (GO): protein tag activity
Source: RefSeq, a predicted model, not a curated record